GGGCAGACCAGAUGAACCCAGUUCAGAGAGCAAGUCACACGGCAAAGAGUCCUCAGCUGUCAGCCCAGGAUCACCCAGUUUGAGGUUCAGUGUUCUGGAGGAGCAGAUCUCCAGAAACAAAAGAUGUCAAGAACUAAAUCCUGGCAGCUGAAUCUAUAAGAAACAUUGCCAAGAAUGGAUUUAGGUUUCAGAGCAUCAUUUCAGCAUGAACCAUCCAAGGAGGACCCAAAGUCAGCAAAUACAGACUUUAUCCCCAGUCGAGGGCCCACUCUGCAAACAGCAGAGGAUAUCUCUAAGUUGCAGAACACUCAGCCCGGCUUAUUGCAAAAUGGCAAUAACUCACGUGCAAGGCAGGAACUGCAAAGACUCUAUAAGUCAUUUCAUUUAUGGCUGCAGCCAGAAAAACACAGCAAGAAUGAAAUUAUUUUUCAACUUGCCCUGGAACAAUUUAUGAUCAAUAAGCACUUCAGUGAAAAGUCUACUUUGAAAGAGAAAUGGAAAGCAAGUGGUGGAGACCUGGAGAAAUUCACAGAAGACCUGCAUGAUGACUGCAUAAAGCUACCUGACUUGGUCCAUGUCCACAUGCAGGGGCAGGAAGCCCUCUUUUCAGAAAAUAUGUCCUUAAAAGAAAUCAUCUUUCAUCUAACCAAUCAGUUGUCAACAGGAGGGGUGAACAUGGGAACUCCAUCCUGGACUGUGCAAGAUACGUCCCUGGAAACAGGACAAAGAAAUGAAGAUAAAGAAAAUGAUGGUAACAUUUCUGUGAAAACUCAUCAAGUAAAUGACAGUAUUACUCGUCCAAGCAAUCAAAUACCUGCCCUAAUCAUUGUCCAAGAAGACAACCGUCUGAGGCUGGAAGAAGGAGGUGUUUCUCUGGAGAAUCCACGAAACUCCAGAAGAGGAGCAAGUCCAGGCCCCUCCAGGCCUCAGGAUGGAUCCCUGAAAGGACCCUCCUCUCAAGAUGUCCUUGUGGAAGUGGAACGAGACCAGGUCACCCCUGAGCCUGUUUCUACUGUCCAGAGCUCUGAGGGGUCUUCUGCACGUGGGGAACACCAGGAAAGAUCCCUUAGAGCCCCAGAAGUAUACAGAUGUGAGAGAUGUCCCAAGACCUUCAGGUAUUCCUCUCGGUUCAGAGUUCACCAGAAAAGACACAAUAAUGAGAGAACAUAUAUUUGUGCCGAGUGUGGCAAAGGCUUCUUCCAGGCAUCAGACCUCCAUGUGCAUCAGAGGAUUCACACAGGAGAGAAGCCCUUUGUGUGCAGCACAUGUGAAAUGGCGUUCACCCACAAAACCAACCUUCGGGCUCAUGAGAGAACCCACACGGGAGAGAAGCCCUAUGAGUGUUUCCUCUGCCAGAGACGCUUCCGCCAGUCCUCCACCUACCACCGCCAUCUCAGGUUUCACCAGAAAACUACCCUCAAAAGGGCUCCACACUAAAUUAAGCUUCCUUGGUUACGGUCCCAAAGUAAUGGACAUAAAUAUGCAUGUGAAUAGGUAUAUUUCCAUAGUAUUUCUCCAUUUAGAAUAUACUUUAUAAUUUUCUCAUGUUAUUCCCAUUGCCUCACACCACCCGGAUGUAAGUUUAAGGAAGACAAGUAUUUUCUCAGUUUUUUUCACUAACAUCUCAGGUGAUUUGAAAUAGCUGACACAUUUCAAACAACUAGUAAAUAUCUGUUUAGUACAUGAAUUUAUCUUUAAGAUUGGUGUUAUUUUUAAAAUUUAGCCCCACAUGAGAAGACAGUGAGUUCCCAUGCCAGAACACACGAUCACCAGCUCAUAGUGGGCCACUGAGGACCACUGCUGCUUGCUACCCUGUUCUCUGUCCACACCCUUUAUCUUGUGGGCUUCAGCUUUUCAGUAACUGAAUCUGGGGAGAUCUGGGUCCCGCUGAGGACAUCAGAUCUUAUUGCCCUCCCAGGCCUCGACCUUCCCCUGAAGCUCAAUAAAAUGGCUUUGUUACCA
Molecule: messenger RNA, 1962 nt
Organism: Bubalus bubalis (water buffalo)
Lineage: Eukaryota; Metazoa; Chordata; Mammalia; Artiodactyla; Bovidae
Product: zinc finger and SCAN domain-containing protein 4-like
Exons: 4
Coding region: 175-1437 (420 amino acids)
Biological process (GO): regulation of transcription by RNA polymerase II
Molecular function (GO): RNA polymerase II cis-regulatory region sequence-specific DNA binding; DNA-binding transcription factor activity, RNA polymerase II-specific
Source: RefSeq, a predicted model, not a curated record